This is a messenger RNA of Morus notabilis, 2494 nucleotides long. RefSeq names its product ABC transporter B family member 26, chloroplastic. The transcript has 18 exons. Gene Ontology annotation, cellular component: membrane. Lineage: Eukaryota; Viridiplantae; Streptophyta; Magnoliopsida; Rosales; Moraceae. Gene Ontology annotation, biological process: transmembrane transport. The record is from RefSeq and is a predicted model, not a curated record. Bases 217 to 2355 code for a protein of 712 amino acids. Gene Ontology annotation, molecular function: ATP binding; ATP hydrolysis activity; ABC-type transporter activity.
CAAGCCAAAGACCGGUGCCUCUUGUUCUUCCUGGCUUUUGUUUUUUGGUGGCUUCCGCCAAAGCGAUAAAAGCCACUCAUUCACGGCACGCCGGUUUGACGCCCUGACAGAGAAGAAGAAGAGACGGAGAAAAUUUCCUUUACGGAGGACGCCAUAGCCUGGUCAAGCUCGUAGCUUUUCACCCCAAAAUUUCUCUCUAUCUGGCUCUGAAACUUCAUGUUUUCAACCAUGGCGAUUCCGCUCUGCAAUACGCAGCCUCGCCUCCUCUCCUCGCUCAAUCACAGACGUACCCUUAUCAGAACUCACCACAAAAAUCUCCAUUUCACCUCCGCGUCGAAGCUCCGGCCAUCUCUGUCUCUAUCUCCCUUUCAAUCUCUCCAUUUAUCCAAUUCAAGACGCGUUCCUUCGCUGCCGCUGAAAUCGGCGUCGAUUAACGGCUACUCGGUCCACGACGGCGCGGAGGAGUAUGUAAAAAGCCGCGGAGAGGCCGAGGUUGACUUAUCGGAGAGGCUCCGGAGGUGGAUGGCUUUUGUGAGGUCAAUCUUGCCAGGCGGAAGCUGGUGGGGCUUCAGCGAAGAUGUCGAAGUUCGGAUUUUGGCUGAGCCGGUGACUGUGUCGCGGGCGCUUGUUCGGAUGUGGCAGUUGGUCGCUAAUGACCGUUGGAUAAUCUUCGCAGCAUUCUCUACCCUAAUUGUCGCGGCGCUUUCCGAGAUUUCGAUACCGCAUUUCUUGACGGCAUCAAUAUUCACCGCACAGAGCGGCGAAAUCGCGGUGUUCCGUCGAAAUGUGAACCUCUUGGUUCUGUUAUGUAUCAUUGCCGGAAUUUGCAGCGGUCUACGAGGUUGCUUCUUUGGCAUAGCAAAUAUGAUCCUUGUUAAGCGCAUGCGAGAAACAUUAUAUUCUGCUCUUCUUCGUCAGGAUAUAUCUUUCUUCGACAAUGAAACAGUUGGUGAUUUGACAAGUAGGCUUGGGGCUGAUUGUCAGCAAGUCUCACGAGUCAUUGGAAAUGAUCUCAAUUUGAUAUUUCGCAAUCUUCUUCAGGGGUCAGGUGCAAUGAUCUACUUGCUAAUCUUGUCAUGGCCUCUUGGUUUAAGCACAUUGAUGAUAUGCUCUACUCUAGGAGCAGUUAUGCUACUUUAUGGCCGGUACCAGAAAAAGGCUGCAAAAUUAACUCAAGAAUUCACUGCUUCUGCUAAUGAGGUUGCACAAGAGACAUUUUCUUUGAUGAGAACUGUUCGUGUUUAUGGAACUGAGCAAGAAGAAAUCGGAAGAUACAAGCAAUGGCUUGGGAAGUUGGCUGAUAUAAGCUUGCGACAAAGUGCUGCUUAUGGUUUUUGGAACUUGAGCUUCAACAUGCUUUAUCAUUCAACUCAGGUUAUUGCUGUGCUGGUAGGAGGAAUGUCUAUUCUAGCUGGUCAUAUUACGGCAGAGCAACUUACAAAGUUUAUAUUGUACAGCGAAUGGUUGAUUUAUUCAACAUGGUGGGUGGGGGAUAAUUUAUCUUCUUUGAUGCAAUCUGUUGGUGCAAGUGAAAAAGUCUUCCAGUUGAUGGAUCUGUCGCCUAGUGACCAAUUUAUAUCUAAAGGAUCAAAGUUGCAAAAGCUAAAGGGACAAAUUGAUUUUGUGAAUGUCUCCUUCCAUUAUCCUUCGAGGCCAACAGUGCCUGUGCUGCAACGGGUAAGCAUAUUAGUGAAUCCAAAUGAAGUGAUCGCAAUUGUUGGUCUUAGUGGUAGUGGAAAAAGCACACUUGUGAAUCUUUUGCUUCGUCUUUAUGAGCCAACAAGUGGUGAGAUAUUGAUUGAUGGCUUUUCACUGAGAGAGUUGGAUAUCAUGUGGUGGAGGGAAAGAAUUGGAUAUGUGGGCCAGGAACCAAAACUUUUCCGGAUGGAUAUAAGCUCAAACAUCCGAUAUGGAUGUACAAGAAAAGUAAGGCAGGAAGAUAUUGAAUGGGCUGCAAAGCAGGCGUAUGCACAUGACUUCAUUUCUUCACUACCAAAUGGUUACAAAACGCUAGUUGAUGAUGAUUUACUAAGUGGGGGACAAAAGCAGCGAAUUGCUAUAGCGCGGGCCAUUCUUAGGGACCCAACCGUUUUGAUCCUUGAUGAAGCCACUAGUGCGCUAGAUGCAGAGAGCGAGCACAAUGUCAAGGGUGUUCUUCGUGCUGUGAGAAGUGACAUGAAAUCAAAGAGAACGGUCAUAAUCAUAGCUCAUCGGCUUUCUACUAUACAAGCCGCUGACAGGAUAGUAGUAAUGGACAGUGGUAGAGUUGUCGAGAAUGGCAGUCACAAGGAGCUUCUUCAUGAGGACGGCUUAUAUGCUCGAUUAACGAGGAGACAAGUCGACGUUGUGGCAUGAGCUUGAAAGAUUAUCAACACGUUACAUUCUGAUUUAUGUAUUUCCUCUUAUCUGAUCCGUUCUGAUCAGAUGCAGUAUAGAUUUCCAAAAAUCUUUUACUGCUAACCCAUGCAUUAUUUAUCAACGUUCAAAAGAAAAG